Aspergillus versicolor CBS 583.65 is the source of this 1230-nucleotide messenger RNA. RefSeq lists its product as uncharacterized. Bases 42 to 1112 code for a protein of 356 amino acids. Lineage: Eukaryota; Fungi; Ascomycota; Eurotiomycetes; Eurotiales; Aspergillaceae. The record is from RefSeq and is a predicted model, not a curated record. The transcript has a single exon.
CCGACCAGGCCGACCGACUCCCCGCCCAGCUCAUCCAAGCCAUGUCCGACCACCAGAAGCGGGGUAGAUCUGACGAUAGCAGCCGUCCAAGAUCAAAUGCACAACACAAGCCCGACAACAAUAGCGACAACACCUCUACGGGCCCUGACAAUGAGAACCAGAAUAGCCAAUCUUUAGCGUCGCGCAUUCAGAAUUCAGCUUCGGGACUUGCCCGGAAUGCAUUCCUCUCGUCUGCUCCCUCCGGAGAUACUGCACAUCUGCUGUCAGACAGUAGUAAGGCUACACCAUCUUCCUCCUCAUCAGCCUUAGCAGCUGCAGAACAUUACGGAGAAACAAUCGGUCCAUCCUCAUCCUCGUCACAAAAUCAGUCUUUCCAUCGACCCACGGAAACCUUCAGGUCAUCUUCCACGGCGCGAUCCGGAGGGUUUGAGAUACCUGCACUUACGGAAGAUGAAUUCCAGAAUACAUACGGUGGAGACCUGUCUGGUACGAUUGAUGGUUUUGAGACAGGCAAGGGGAAGGGCAAAGGAAGAGGGCUGAAUUUGGGGCCUGAUUUUACAAGCUACCAUGAUGACACAACGGUGACACCGACCCUAGUUCCAUCUGACGGCGAGGCCGUAGUCUCGAUUCUUAGCGAUCAAGCCUUCGAUCCGGAUUUCCCUCCCACUGCGAACGAGCCUCCAGAAUACCUUGAAACAGAACUAUUACCCUCCCACCUUACCCCAGAUGAGGUCCAAAUGAUCGAGUCGUUCCGACGCCAGUUACCCGAGUCAACAGGACCCCAGAAAAAUACCGACCAACCUCACCAACUUAAUUCCCUCAGCCUCGUCCCGGAUAUUGGGUCAUUCCUAGAUACAAUUCCUGCGACCUCACCGACAGAUCCGAGUACGAGCCAGGCGACGUCCCUCCGGGACACGGUCUUGACAAGCCUCCCUGGCGCCGCGGACUGGAUCUCUGUGGAGGAAAAAUACCACGACGAAGUCUGGGGUUACUUACGACCUACAUUGGAGGCGGCCGCCAAGGAGAUAGAGUCCAACAAAGAUACUCCCAGCACCGAAGACGGGCCCGCUGUUCGACGACUGAAGAUGAUUUUGAGCCAUAUGCAGCAUUGAUACCUAACUCAUCAACGUAACUUAUGUCUGCUUAUGUCCUUUGUGACCACUAGUGCUAUGUAUACCAUACCCCGUGUAAGUGAAAAUAGAUUAUAUGUACCAUUUAUAUGAACAUCAU